Stegodyphus dumicola is the source of this 3397-nucleotide messenger RNA. Its product is annotated as beta-1,3-galactosyltransferase 5-like. The record is from RefSeq and is a predicted model, not a curated record. Gene Ontology annotation, biological process: protein O-linked glycosylation. NCBI's taxonomy places the organism in Eukaryota, Metazoa, Arthropoda, Arachnida, Araneae, Eresidae. Gene Ontology annotation, molecular function: hexosyltransferase activity. Gene Ontology annotation, cellular component: Golgi membrane.
AGGCUCUGGUUCGAGCUAUAUCAUUGGAGAAAGACUGUGCUGAUAUACCUUUGCUCCGUAUUAAUUUUAGCUGGAUUCUACUUACUUAUGAGAUUUACAGAGAUUGAGAGCAAAACACUUAAGGAUGAAUUGCCUAAUACAGAAAUGUGGACUUACCCGUAUUAUGCAUACAAGCAAGCUAUACUGCAACACGAGUACCAGCCAACGAAGAAAUACGUGAAAAUCACAAACUCAUUUCGUUUGCUUAUAAAUGAACCACACUUUUGCUUAGAGAGACAAUAUAUGUAUCUUAUAAGUGUCAGUUCAUCGGCAGCUAACACGGAGCGGAGGACAGCAAUUCGUAAUACUUGGGGCAACCAAACGCUUUUGAAUCAAACUAAAGGUGGUAUAAUCUUCCUAUUAGGGAAAGUUAAUGAUGAUAGGAGAUUACAGAUGCAAAUCUACGAAGAAAGUAUGCGCCAUAGGGAUAUCAUACAAGGUAAUUUUGCUGAUGCUUACAGGAAUUUGACUUUGAAAUCUGUUAUGGCGUUAAAGUGGUUCUCUUCUUACUGUCCCCGAGUGCGUUUCUUAAUGAAAACUGACGAUGAUAUAUAUGUAAAUGCAAAUAAACUCUCCCACUUUCUCUACAAGAAUCAGAACAAAAAGCGUUGGAUAGUAGGAUGUGUGAAAACGCAUGCUCGUUUACCAUUUCAGAUGAAGAAAAAUGUUCGCAUUUCCUCUUUUAAUCUUCCAGCGGCACAUCCAACAUUUGUGGCUGGCGCAGGGUAUAUCAUUUCCAGUGAUAUAGUAGAAGAGCUUCACGAGGCCUCAGAAAAGCUUACUGUACUGCCUGUAGAGGAUGUUUUCAUUACCGGACACUGUUCUAAAACAAUAGGUGUGAAACCAGAGCAUGAUUUCAGAUUUAGCUGUGGAGAAGCAGUUCAGGAUUAUUGCCACUUAUUUUCAAAUAAGUUUACAGGACACCGAGUAUCUGCUCAACAGCAAGUAGAGAUAUGGAAAUACGCAAAUAAUCCAAGGAUGUGUAAGAAAAAGCUGUAUAAUAAAACAGGGAGCUUUAAAGAAAAUUUCUGAAAAUAGAUGUAUUUCGAAAUAAUUCGUAAGAAAUCAUUUUAUUGCUAAGAACAUGCGUAUCGCAUAAAGAAUUAACACAUUAACCUUUCGGCACUCAGAACACUUGCAACCGUUGUGGAUCGAUUCAGCUAGUCUUUAGUAAGUGCCCCAAAGAAGACCGUAACAAAUUUGUAAGCAGUUUCGGCAGAUUACGAGGUGGUUGGUGAGCUCUGAGCUGGUGUUCUAUGAUAUUCCAUAUCUGCUAAAUAGGCUUUAUAACCAACCAGUUAGGAGACCGAUACAGAACUGAAAUUCAUCAGUAUGUUCCUCAAAACCAAGCAGUGCAGCUCCGACAUUUUAACGAGGAGUAUUUCUCUGGUAGGAGAGUUCUUAUUCGGUGGAGAACACAGAUGACAAGAAAAGGUGUAACUGGUCAGCAAUGAUGCUCAUGUAGUCUGGAGAUGUCGCGAUUUACACUGGUGUUUCAACAUUUAGAGAAUUUAUCCAGUAUAGUAGAUAAUCUCUAAAACUGAUGAAUAAAUUUUAAGCAAAUUUGGCACGUAUACAUGUUGAUAUAAUGCAAAAACAGCAAUCACAGUACUCAAUCAUGAUCUUGAGUAAGGAUUCUCGGCCCAAGAAGAUCUAAGCCAGACGUUGCAAGGUUCGAAUAAAAAGCGACUAAUAGGUGUGCUUGAUCAGCCAUACAGCUCUCACAAUGCGACUUCAUAUAGGAAAAGAGGCAUUUUAUGAGUCCUCGUGACAGUUCUACUCCUGCAGCAAAGAUAUUUUCAAGUCCUGUAGUAUUUUGGGAGAGAGAAUGCGGUGAUGAGCCUUAUGCAGUAUUUUACGUGUGUAUCAUGAGUGCUAUAUGGCAUAUUGUUUUCAUUAAAAGAUUUCAUUCAAAUCUGCCCAUCAGUCCUGAAUCAGCCAAAUGCGAGAAAUUUUAAAUUUUGAACAGCAGAAUAUUAUGCAACAAUCUCUGAUCCCGGGAUGCCUAGAACAUUGUUCUCUAAAGCAAAAUGCCUCAAACACUGGCUUAGUUACGGCCCACCUAUUCCUCUGGAGGGGGAAGUACCCUGACACGGCUAUCAAGGGGGUGUAAAAAAAAUCAUGAUUUAUUUAGAAUUUUGAAUUCUAUUUUAUUAAGCACAAUCGUUAAUGUGUAAACACUGGCUUUCCAAAAUUAAGUAUAAUAACAUAAUCAAAUGUUCCCCCGUUGUUGCCUUUAUUAAAAUUAUAUUUUAUUAGGCAGUUAGACAACGUAUAAUUUAAUUGAUUUUUAAUAAAAGGAAAUUGAAUGUUUAUAGUGUAUUUAAAAUAAAUACUUUGAAAAGAAUACCAUAAUUUAAUUUUCUUAUGGGUUAUUUCCAUAGGAUGAACAAAUCUAAAUAAAUUUUGGUCUAUAUAUAUAACCCCGCGAUAUUUAGGUAUCAGUAACAAUGUUCGUUUUUAGGUAUUAUUAACAAUGCUCGUUCAACAGCAAGAAUAUGAUAUGCUUUAUAUAUAUAUCAAUGUUAUGUUGAUAGUUUAAAACUGCAAUGGGCUUCAAGUACCACUUCCAUUUGUCCAAUUUUACCCCAAAAUCUAACCAACUCUUUAUAAGAAAUUGCUACACACGCAGACAGAUAGGAUUAUUGUAAAAACAGUAAAAACGUGCUGCAAGGAUCCUAAUUAUUUACUGAAAAAUUACUAUUGAAUUUUUGGACCGAAAACAUUACCUCUCUUUCCUACGCAUAUGUAGGAGGGCGGCAGGUUGAAAAUAGAAACUGUGAAAUAAAUGAUAAAAUUCUUUUUGAAAGUCAAAAUUUGGUGCAAUGCCGUAAAGAGCUAAAACUCUGCAUGAUUUUUACAAAAGACUUUUCUUUCAUUUGGCAUUUCAGAUUUCAUCAUCGCUUUUUACUGGAAAUGAGCUAUACACACACGCAUCUAUAUCCAUAUCUAUAUCUCUAUAUAUCUCGUAUGUAUAUACAUCAGUAUCUAUAAUAACAUAAGCAUGCUACCAUACAUUUUUGGAUUCUAAUUUUUAGCACCUUCUUUUAUUUUGUGGCAAUUUGAUUUUUAAUGUUUUUCAAUGAAAGUUACUUUCAAUUGAUUUUUAUUCACUAUGUAUCUUUUUUCUUUCUUCUUUCUGGCUGUAUGGGAAAAGCUUUUAAGCUUUUAGUUUACUCAAACAGGGUAAAGUGCUUUACAUCGCUUCAUUUUCAAAUUAACUUCUAAUCAUAACUGUUAAUUCUUCUAAGCUUUAUUAAGGUGCCAAGUUUCCUUUAUCUUGUGUUAAAAGAGGGAUGGUAAUUUCUCCUAUCAUGUUUUUCCACAUUUUUUUUCCGGUAUUUUCAAAUUUCAGUCA